Messenger RNA from Uloborus diversus, 2328 nucleotides. It is a transcript of the gene RabGGTa, whose product is annotated as geranylgeranyl transferase type-2 subunit alpha-like. The coding region runs from base 81 to 1763 and encodes 560 amino acids. The transcript has 13 exons. Gene Ontology annotation, biological process: protein geranylgeranylation. Gene Ontology annotation, cellular component: Rab-protein geranylgeranyltransferase complex; cytoplasm. Gene Ontology annotation, molecular function: Rab geranylgeranyltransferase activity; protein binding. NCBI's taxonomy places the organism in Eukaryota, Metazoa, Arthropoda, Arachnida, Araneae, Uloboridae. The record is from RefSeq and is a predicted model, not a curated record.
CCCAAUUCGUGACAACGCCGAAUUUAAAAGGCGUUUUGAACACUGUUUGAAUAAUCUGUUGUCUUCUCAUAUUGUUAAAUAUGCAUGGAAGAAUAAAAGUGCGUACGACCGAAGAACAAGCUGAAGCAAAAAAACGGGAGCAGUUGGCAAAACUGAAGAUUUACUCUGAAGUUACAUCAAAGAUAUUUCAAAAAAAAGAAGAUAAAGAGUAUGAUGAGGAAGGCCUUGAAUUGACUCGAACAGUUCUUGAAGAAAAUCCUGAUUUUUAUACAUUUUGGAAUUACCGAAGGAAUAUUCUCAAUGACUUCCUAGCCAGUGGAAAAAGCACAGAAGAAUUGAAAAACUUGGCUUUGGUUGAAUUGGGCUUGACUCAAAAUUGCUUAAAAACGAAUCCGAAAUCUUAUGGAGCAUGGCAUCAUCGCUACUGGGUCAUGAAAUUCAAUCCUGAGCCGGACUGGAAGAGAGAAUUGAAACUUUGUGGAUUUUUUCUUUCACACGACGAAAGAAAUUUUCAUUGCUGGGACUACAGGCGACUCGUUAGUAAAAAGUGUGGUGUAUCCCCAGAAGAGGAGUUAGCUUACACAACAGAGCUGAUUGAAUCUAAUUUUUCCAAUUACUCAGCCUGGCAUUACCGCAGCACUUUAUUGCCUGUUGUCCAUCCUGGGACAGUGAAAGGAUCUAUCAGUGAGGAUGUGCUGCUAAAAGAAUUGGAUAUGGUUCAAAAUGCAGCAUUCACGGAUCCUGAUGAUCAAAGUGUCUGGUUUUAUCAUCGAUGGCUGCUUGGGCGAAGCAAAGUCCCCCUCCAGAUACUCAAUAUAAGUGUCCUAAAGCCUCAAAAUAUUGUCGCAAUUUUGCUCUCUGAACCUUUUAAGAUCAAUGAGAGUUGUAUAGAACUGAAGAUAAAUAACAUUCCAGUCAAUGCAACAUGGACGCCUGUUGGUUUCCCUUCAGCACCUCCUACUGUUUGGGUCUGUGAUUUACCGGAUCUCAGCAAUGAUGCGGAUUCAUGUGAAAUAGCUGUUGAAUUGAAGAAAGGAGACAUAAGAAGUUGUUUAUCAUGUAGUAUAAAUGGAGUAAAAUCGUUCAAUUGGAUGAAGACAAGUAGAGCUGACGCCUUUCGUUCUGUUUUAAGUGCAGCUACCAAAGAAGUUCUUGAACAAGAAUUGGAAUCCUGCCAGCAGUUAAAUGAAUUAGAGUCCAAUUGCAAAUGGACGUUGUUCACUUCUAUUCUUCUAAUGAGAGCUUUAAACGAUCGUAAAUUCGACGAUAAGAUAACAGAAUAUAUGGAAAAUAUUAAAGAAGUUGAUAGUUCAAGGAAAAACUACUACAAUGAUUUGGGUAGUAAAUUUGUGAUAGAAAACACCAUUGAAACUUUACCAGUGGAUGCUACAGAAAUCAAUCUGGCUAACAGAGGACUGACCAGUCUUCACCACUUUGAUCAAUUUAUUUUAAUAGAGAAAAUAGAUUUGUCUUCAAAUUGUUUGAUAUCAAUCUUUCCUCUGUGUCACCUAAUAUGUGUAAAGACAAUAAUUUUAGAUGACAACCAACUGACCGAUUUGGAAGGACUGGAAAAUCUGACGCAGUUGAAAAUUCUUUCAGUGAAGAGAAAUUUAAUCAAUGAUGCUGAUGGCCUCAUCAUGUUAAAAAGGUGCAAAAAUCUUCAAGAGCUAUUUAUUCAGAAUAAUCCAGUUUGUGAUACUCUACAUUCCAACGAAAUUAAGAAAUUGCUGAAUAUUGCUAAAAUAGAAAUUGAAGACUCAUAAUAUAUUAUAUUUAAGUAAUAAUUGAACUAUAUUGUGCAUUUCAAAAAGGUAGCAUCUCGUGAAAAGAAAACGACUUAUGAAAGUUUACCGGUGUUAUCUUUAACUACCUACUGUAAAAGCACUUAUUUCUGUGAGCUAUGAUUUUUGUGAAAAUGCAGAAAUCUAAGAUCUCGCAAGCUGUAAAUUUUAAACUUGAUGUGAACAGAACUAAAAGGAAGAAAAAAUAUAUUGCAAGGCUUAAACUUUUGCAAUAGCGACCCACCUAUGAAAAAGUGUUUCAUUUUGUGUCACACAGGUAAUUGUAGUGCAAUUAAUUAAAACUAUUUUUGACUGAUAAUACUAUAAAAGUAUUACAAAUUAAAACAGUUGUUCCCUUUUCAAAAGACACACCAGAUAAGAAACAGAGAUGUUACCUUCUUGAAAUAAAAGUUGUACGACAAUUCUGAUAUGUUAGGAUCAGUGGAUAAAUAACGAAACAGAAGCUAUAAAGCAGAUUUUAUUUGACAUUCUUCAAAAAUACUGACCGAACUUGUUUAAACCCUUUUCCCACUGGGAAAUUAGUCGC